Molecule: messenger RNA, 153 nt
Organism: Prorocentrum cordatum
Lineage: Eukaryota; Dinophyceae; Prorocentrales; Prorocentraceae
Source: the annotation of a GenBank genome assembly
GCCGAGCUCAAGACAGCAGGGCAGGCGCUGAUCCAGAAAUCGAGCUCUGUGAAGGUGCGCCUCGCGCGUGACAUCGCCACGAAUACGCUCACGGGCAAGCGCCGCUGGGCGGAUGCUGACCUGAAGCCCGCGUUCGGGUACUUAGAUCUGUAG